CCGGCCCCGGCUCGAGGCCGGCAGCAUGUGGGGGGCGGCCGAUGCGGAAAUGCUUCAAAGAGCAUCAGAAGAAUUCUCUCCAAAGAUGGAGAUUCCUGAGGAGGAGAUGGAUACAACUGAUACCCAAUGGGGCUGGUUUUACUUGGCUGAAUGUGGCAAAUGGCAUAUGUUUCAGACUGAUUCAAACACUCAGUGUUCAGUUAGCAGUGAAGACAUUGAAAGGAGCUUCAAAAUGAAUCCAGAAGGCUCUGUUUCUUUUACUACUGCAAAAUUUAACUACAAGUUAGACUUUUCAGUGAUGAAACAAACCAAUCUGACUACUGGAAAACAGCGUCCAAUAAAGCGAGCUCCCUUUUCUAUCAGUGCUUUCAGUUAUAUCUGUGAAAAUGAGGCUAUCCCAAUGCCUUCACACUGGGAGAAUGUAAAUACAGAGGAACCGUAUCAGCUUAUUCCUUUGCAAAAACAAACAAAUGAAUAUAAUGAAGUUUCUAGUCUCUUUGGGAAAACAAUGGAUAGCAACCGAAUUAAAAGAAUUCAGAGAAUUCAAAAUCUAGACUUGUGGGAGUUUUUUUGCAGGAAAAAAGCUCAGCUAAAGAAGAGAAGAGGUGUCCCUACCAUUAAUGAACACAUGUUAUUUCAUGGUACCAGCAAUGAAUUUGUAGAAGCAAUAUGCAUUCAUAACUUUGACUGGAGAAUAAAUGGUAUGCAUGCUGCUGUGUAUGGAAAAGGGACCUAUUUUGCAAGAGAUGCAUCGUACUCCAGUCGUUUCUGCAAAGACGAUAUGAAGCAUGGAGACACUUUUCAAAUCCAUGGUGUCAAUCUGCAACAUCAUGUGUUCAGAACGUAUAAAAUGCAGAGUAUGGACUGUUUUUGCCAGGUAGAAUCUGAUUGGGGAGGAGAAGAGGGACCAGAAGAAAGAUCAGAAAGACCUAAACUCCUGAAGAAGGGGGACUGAGGUGUUAAAUGAGUAAAAACACAUUGGCCUUCCCUCAUGAGACUGCCUCUUUGGAUCCCUGCUCUUGGAUUCUUGCCCUGUCACACAGACCUUAGAUAUACUCAAAGUUGUGUUAGAUUUCUGGCAUGGGAGGGAGCAUAUUACUGCACAUGCCCAGCCUGGCAUUAUGACCCAGCUAAUAGAGACAUGUAUCCCCUCCUCCCUAAGUCCUUUAUCUGUGUCUGUUCAUGGACUCUUGCAGUCACACCACAUGUUGGUUAUUUGUGUUCUUUGAAAUUUCUUGGAAACUUUUCCUCGACUUUUCUUCUUCAGCUGUUCAGGGCAGGGACUGUGGCUUCCUUUGUGCUUGUACAGUACCUAGCACAAUGGGCCUCCUGAGUGGGAUCUCUGGGUGUUAUUGCAAUGAUAACCAGUGAUUGGUGCUAUAGAACGGUAAACCUUCACUAAUCCACAAGCCUUGUAAUACACACAUGCAUGCACACACAUUAAGGCGACAUCUACACUGUGAGCUAGGGGUGUGAGUCCCCUGCUCAUGUGUACAUACUUGAGCUAGCAUGAGUAUAAAUAGCAGUGUAGCUGUGGUAGCAUGGGUAGCAGCCGGGGAGGAAUGACUAAGCCAUCCCAGUGUGAGUAUGUGUACACAAGCAGAGGGAAUCACCCCUAGGUUAUAGUGAACCCUCCCGACUUCUUAUCAGAGAUUUACUAGCAAAUGCGGUAGGGUGUCCUCAGACUAAGUCCUCUUUAUUUUUAUAAAAUAUUCUACAAUACAUGUACUUGGACAUUAUGAAAUUAUAAGAAGUCAAAAUAAAAAAAGUUGUACCCUUUUGUUUGUUCACUCACUAAUUUCCAAAAUCCAGUAAUUAUUUUCCUCACAUUUAUUAGACUCAUCUCAAGCUCUUCAGCUGGUGGGGCUAAGAUAGGUUCCCCUGGCACCUUGAUACUGUCUAUAAAGAAUGCCUGUGGUACCAGUUAAAUCUGCUCACUCCCUUUCCUCUGCCUGUGACUCUUCAGCAAUCUUUGUACCCAGCACCUUGGUACUGUCCCUUUUAGUGGCUUUGCCCUAUUUGACACAAGGUGACCUAUCUGUGAGCCCGGUACCAGAGUCCCCCUGGCUAGCUCAUAUGUCAGCAGUACGACUAGGCCUUCGGUCACUGAAAUCACAGUACCAUGUACAGCUGUUGAGACAUCUGUGCCAUCUACUUCCCCUGUACAGGUAGAAAGGGUGCAGGAAUGCUAUAGUACAGU
Messenger RNA from Terrapene triunguis (Three-toed box turtle), 2200 nucleotides. RefSeq names its product poly(ADP-ribose) polymerase family member 11 (gene PARP11). The coding region runs from base 26 to 955 and encodes 309 amino acids. The record is from RefSeq and is a predicted model, not a curated record. Gene Ontology annotation, molecular function: NAD+ poly-ADP-ribosyltransferase activity. Lineage: Eukaryota; Metazoa; Chordata; Testudines; Emydidae. The transcript has 9 exons.